This is a messenger RNA of Aspergillus niger, 285 nucleotides long. RefSeq lists its product as uncharacterized. Gene Ontology annotation, biological process: protein targeting to ER. The transcript has 2 exons. Lineage: Eukaryota; Fungi; Ascomycota; Eurotiomycetes; Eurotiales; Aspergillaceae. The record is from RefSeq and is a predicted model, not a curated record. Bases 1 to 285 code for a protein of 94 amino acids. Gene Ontology annotation, cellular component: signal peptidase complex; endoplasmic reticulum membrane.
AUGAUUAACGUUUCCAUCAAUAGGACUUCCAAGGCCAGCGCAUUGCAGAGCUUCUUAGCACAGUGCUUCUUGUUCUGUCGGGCCGUUGCUUUCAUUGUUGGAUACAUCUUCCAGGAUAUUCAUCUCACACUUUGGGUCGGAUUGGCCGGCACGUUAAUAACUGGGUUGGCCGUCAUUCCGCCUUGGCCUAUGUACAAUAAGAAUCCCGAGAAAUGGCUUGUUCCCUUGACGGCGGGCGUGGGAGGUGGUGCAGGCAUCAUGGUAGAUGGAGUUAAGGUUGCGUGA